AUGACUAGCUAUACUGCACGAUAUAUUACAUCUACAAACUUGGGCAUGUUCAAGUCCACAUACCCCUCAAAGACUGCAUCUUUACAGUCAUACAAGAAGCACACACUAUAUGAUAUCUUUGAAGAGCUGGAUGAGGGAGAUGAGGAGAACUACAAUGACUAUGCAGCAAACUCAAACCAAAACUACUUUGCCAACAAGAGAUAUUCAACAAGCUCAUCCUAUUCUAUCAGUGACCAUCUGGAGACCAUCUACGAGGUAGAGGAAGAGCAGCAGCAAGAAUAA
Mucor velutinosus is the source of this 282-nucleotide messenger RNA. Its product is annotated as anthranilate synthase / indole-3-glycerol phosphate synthase. Bases 1 to 282 code for a protein of 93 amino acids. The record is from RefSeq and is a predicted model, not a curated record. The transcript has a single exon. NCBI's taxonomy places the organism in Eukaryota, Fungi, Mucoromycota, Mucoromycetes, Mucorales, Mucoraceae.